Molecule: messenger RNA, 1262 nt
Organism: Hippocampus comes (tiger tail seahorse)
Lineage: Eukaryota; Metazoa; Chordata; Actinopteri; Syngnathiformes; Syngnathidae
Product: EF-hand calcium-binding domain-containing protein 1-like
Exons: 7
Coding region: 511-1134 (207 amino acids)
Molecular function (GO): calcium ion binding
Source: RefSeq, a predicted model, not a curated record
CACUUCGGGUGUAAGCAAGGUGGCGGCAUCACUCAACAUUUUCCCUCCGGAGAUUUAACUUUAUUUAUACCAACAUUUGAAAAAUUACAUUAAAAACUAAUUAAUGGCUACAGCAUUUAAAAAAAGAGAGAAAUAGCCCCAACGCAUUAGACGUGUGUGAUGACGUCAGCAAAGCCCUAUUGUAGAGGACGAUGGCUUAGAUGCGGCCGCUCUUCAGUAAAACUCUGCCUUCUAAUCCACGGAGAGUUCAACUCAGUUGGCUAUUGUCAAUAAAAGACACGUUGAAAAUGUGUUCCAUUUUUACUUUCACUCCAUGGAACUGUUCCCAACAUUCCGCUCCCACCUGCCUCCCCCUUCUCUACCCCGGCAACGUGGCUUCUCCGUUGCCCGGUGGACGGACAUGCUCCCACGCUAGUAAGGUAGUAAACGAUGACGUUAGCCAGCCAGGUGACUCCACCUCAACUUCCGGCCCCAGGUCGUCCCUUUUGAGGCCCAAAGUAGGGGACAAACAUGUCCAAGAGGCUGAUCCAAAACCUUGCCAAGAUCAUCUCGAAACAAGUGGACCGCUUCAAUCAAACGGAGGUAGAGUGCCUUAUUCGUGAGUUUUACGCCAUCCUUGGACAAACAACGAGCACCGGAAAGAGCAGCUUGGACGAAAGGAAGUUCAGAAGCAUAUUGACAAAUGAGUUCGGCCUCACCAACAACACUAUCAUGGAAAGAGUUUUCAGGACGUUCGACAAGGACAAUGACAACUUUGUCAGCUCCAAAGAGUGGGUGGAGGGCCUGUGCGUGUUCCUUCGCGGCACCUUGGAUGAAAAAAUUAAAUAUUGUUUUCAUGUGUACGACUUGAGUGGAGACGACUACAUCGCCAGGGAGGAGAUUCUUCUCAUGGUGAGGAACUGCCUGCGGCUGCACGGUGAGGAGGACCCUUAUGACAGCAUCAAAGACCUGGUGGAGAUCACGCUCAAGAGGAUGGACCACGACAAUGACGACAGACUGUCUUUUGAAGACUACAAAAAGUCGGUGAAGGAGUUGAACAUCGUGCUCGAGGCUUUUGGGACAUGCCUCCCCAAUGCCACGAGGAUUGAGAUGUUCGAGCAGCGCGUAUUCAAUAAUAAAUGGGACCACAGAUGAAGUCCAUCAGCUUUGAACUAUUUUUGUAAUACAUACCAACUGCUGUUUGUUUCUAAUGUGUAAAUAAAAGUCAUUUUAAUGUUAUUUUUAAAUAAAUAUCCUCGUGUGGUUUUGGCUGCAGUGAAUCA